Camellia sinensis is the source of this 423-nucleotide messenger RNA. The record is from RefSeq and is a predicted model, not a curated record. NCBI's taxonomy places the organism in Eukaryota, Viridiplantae, Streptophyta, Magnoliopsida, Ericales, Theaceae.
AUGAGAUCAUAUUCACUGCCCCAACAAGUGAGGAGAUCAUCAACAGAAAAACAGUUGGAACAACACCUGAAAUCACAUCCUGGAAAUCCAGCCAUAUCUGAGUUUGAUUAUGAAACCGGUGAAACCCCAAGGAGGUCACCCAGGAUCAAAGUUGAAGCAGGAGAAGGCCAAAGAGCAGGAUGGUGCACUGGUGGCUUAGAAUCAAGUGGUGGAUUUGAUGGAGAAAGUGAAGGUGGACUUGUUGGUGGCCUAGGUGAUGGUGAAGGGACCAAAGAAUUUGGUGGGGAAGCAUGUGGAGAAUCUGGUAGUAAUGAUAUAGAUCCUGAUGGAGGAAAUGGAAAAGAUGAGAAUGGUGAAUUUGAGGGAGAGACUGAAGGUGAAACCGUUGAUGGAUCUCGUUACCUCCAGACUCCAUUUUCUUGA